UCUCUUCCUUUCCUUUUUCCCGCUGAACCCAGAUUUUGAAUGAUCGUCAGAUACGGCUGUAGACAGCAGGACGAUAUACGCUGCGCACCCACGGAGAGAACGAGAAGGUGUUCACUGUUGCCUUCACCGCCCGCUCCGGAAUGGUCCGGAACGCGUUCUGAGAGGCGUUUGGCGCUCUCGCGUCUUCAGCAAAGAAGCAUUCACGAGAACCCUUUGGUUUCUUGGGGUGUUUUUCUCUCUCUUCUUUUGAGUGCUUCUCUUUAAGGGUUUUUGGUGGCUGUGGAGUGUUUGGCGUGAUACGACAGAAGUUAUGGCUCAGGCGAAGUGGGAAGCUGAGAAAAUGUUAGACAUCUAUGUCUACGAUUACUUUGUCAAAAGAAACUUACAUGCUACCGCACGGAGCUUUCUAGCCGAGAGGAAAAUCUCGACACACCCUGUUGCGGUAGAUGUGGCUGGCGGUUUUCUGUUCGAGUGGUGGUCUGUCUUCUGGGAUAUAUAUAUGGCAAGGAUUCAUGAGAAACGCUCCAACACUGCUACCUCCUAUGCCGAGGGACAGAAUCAGCAUCAAAUUGGCUUCAACCAGUGGCCGAAAUCUCAGAUGCAGUCAUAUCAUCCUGCCAGUCAACUGCAGUUGCAACAGCAAUUGAUGCCCCAAGCACAGCCAAUGACAUCCCCAUCUGUUUAUGAUUUAGAAAGCAGAAAAUUGAGGGCGCUUUUCCAAAAGCAGAGUCUAGGUUUUGGAAUAGAUGAGAUGAAUGAUACGGGCGAUCUACUUGCUAAUGUUCGGCCUACAGCACGUAUUGGCUAUCCUGUACUUCCCUGUGGUGAUGUGGAUGUCCUAUUGAAGCAAGCGGAGUAUCCACAGAGCUCACUUUUGAACCAUCAAUAUCAAAAUUCUAGUAGUCCUUUCCCAUACCCAAAUAGAGUUUUAUCUUCAGGAGGUACGAAUGCUGAUGGCAGCUUGCAAAUGACUUUCAAGGAAAGUUUCCAGGCUUCACAAAAAGAAACUGUGCAAAAGAGAAAGCGGCCAGAUUCAGCUUCAUUCCCCGCAAAACAUUUGAAGAAUGUGGAUGCUUUUGGACUUUUUUCUCAUACUUCCUCAACACCUUCUAUCAUCACACUGGACGACAACAUCUCUGUAUCUUCUUUGCGACAAACUGAUCAUUCCUCUACGCCUUUUCCCCUAGUUGGUUCUGAUGCUACAGAUCCAGCAUCCAACAGAUUGGCUCAGACGAAUGUGGUUUUGGAUGAUGCAUCUUUGGCAGACAAAAACGAGUCUCUCUCAUGCUAUGAAGAUUUAGUCACCAGGGACAAGGUUGUUAGCAAUGGCCUCACUAUUACUGAAUUCCAGAGUCUUCCUACAAGUCCAAGUGAUAUUGAAUUUUGUCACUUCUCAUACGAUGGGAAACUGCUUGCAACUGGUGGACAUGAUAAAAAGGCAACAUUCUGGUGCACCAAGUCGCUUAGAUUGAAGUCAAAGCUUGAAGAACAUUCCCAGUCGAUUACAGAUGCCCGCUUCAGUGCAAGAAUGCCUCGGUUCGCUACUUCAUCAGCUGAUAAAACUGUCAGAGUUUGGGAUGCUGAUAAUCCUGACUAUUCCCUUCGAACUUUCACUGGACAUUCUUUUUCUGUUACGUCCCUGGACUUCCAUCCAUGGAAAGAUGAUCUCAUCUGCUCCUGCGAUAAUAACAUUGAGAUCCGGUAUUGGAGCAUCAAGAGUGGCCGCUGUGUGGGGGUUAUCAAGGGCGGUUCAAGCUGUAUGAGAUUCCAACCCCGCGUUGGAAGGUUUCUUGCAGCUGUUGCAAAGAAUGUUGUUUCGAUACUUGACGUGGAGACUCAAGUCUGUAGGAUGAAAUUGCAGGGUCAUGAAGGCACUGUCAAUACUGUCUGCUGGGAUUCUACCGGCGAGCAUUUGGCAUCUGUGAGUGAUGAUUUGGUUAAAGUGUGGAAAAUUGGCUCUGGCGGCAAUGCAGAAUGUGUUCAUGAGUUGAUCUCUGCCGAGAACAAGUCCCAUGCAUGUGUCUUUCAUCCCACUCAUCCUUCUGCAGCAAUCAUCGCCUGUUCUGAGAAUCUGGAGCUCUGGGAUAUUGCUGAGAACAAGAAAGUGACCCUCCGUGCGCACAACGAACCGAUAUCUUGCCUGGCUGCAUCUAGUGUCAACGGUCUUAUUGCUUCUGCUAGUCGCGAUAACUGCAUCAAAAUUUGGAAAUGAGGUGAUCGUUCCUCGUUUCCUUUUCUCUCUUGGGUUGGUGCAGGUCUUAACAGGUAUAUAUACCAGUUUUUUCAACUAUAUUAUGCCACUUUGGGGAAAGGAUCUGUUUAAUGGGUUUUGGCUUUACCCUUUGCUCUUGAAGAGCUUGCAUAUAGUACAGUUUUGCCUCUGUUGCAAAAGUCUAAAAGCUUGCAUAUAGUAGUACAGUGCAGAACGCAAAGAGUACUGUCGUGAAAUACAUGAACUUCAGUGAGAAACCUUCUGGUUUCUUGGUUAAUCUUCGAAACACUACAAUAUGAUAAUACAUAUACCACACAUUCUCA
Messenger RNA from Syzygium oleosum, 2535 nucleotides. Its product is annotated as transcriptional corepressor LEUNIG-like. The record is from RefSeq and is a predicted model, not a curated record. Gene Ontology annotation, molecular function: protein binding; transcription corepressor activity. The transcript is spliced from 13 exons. Lineage: Eukaryota; Viridiplantae; Streptophyta; Magnoliopsida; Myrtales; Myrtaceae. Bases 311 to 2212 code for a protein of 633 amino acids.